Messenger RNA from Brenthis ino (lesser marbled fritillary), 957 nucleotides. The record is from the annotation of a GenBank genome assembly. NCBI's taxonomy places the organism in Eukaryota, Metazoa, Arthropoda, Insecta, Lepidoptera, Nymphalidae.
AUGAAUAUAUUUAAGCUUGCAACCACACAUUUAAAAGACAGAGAGACCUGUCUAAACUGGUUGAGGAGUGAAGGACUUUUAAUCGGUGAAAUAGACUGUCCCGUGUGUAAAAACCGAAGAAAGAUAGUAAAAAAAAUGAAAUUGGAGUGGAAUCAUGGUUUAGGACGGUUUAAAUGCAGAGAUAGGCAUGACCAAAAAACCAUUAGUGCUACUCGGGGUACAUGGUUUGAAAAUGUCAAAAUUUCGCCUGAGAAAGUGGUUCUACUCACUUACGCCUUUGCUCAUAAGUUUAAUCAGGAGCAGGCUAUCAAGGAAACUUCUAUAGGUGACAGAAUCACAUCUUCAGCUACAGUAGUUAAUUGGUACUCAUACUGUCGGGAAAUCUGCAUGAUAUCCCUAGAUGAACAAUUGGAGACUGAGGGCCAGAUUGGAGGACUGGGUAAGAUAGUGGAAAUAGAUGUAUCCCUAGUAGGGAAAAGGAAAUUUAACCGAGGUCGUUCACGUGAAGGCAAUUGGAUAUUAGGUAUGAUUGAAAAAGACGGCUCCGGUUAUAGACUGGAAAUAUGUCUGGAUAAUGAAUGUCCACGUGACACUCUAUUUUCACUUAUUCAGAAGCAUAUAGCCCCUGGUACAGAAAUUUGGACAGAUUGCUGGAAAGCGUAUGAGGGGCUAGCAGACAUACCUGGCAAGAACUACACUCAUAAAACAGUCAAUCAUCGCUCUUUGGGUGUAGGGAGAUUUGUAGAUCCCACCAGUGGUGUUAACAUUCAAGCAAUAAAAGGAAGCUGGAAGCACCUUAAAUAUGGAGUGAUAAAUGCGGGAUAUAAAAAAGAGGACCUUGCUGACCACCUGUGCACAUACAUGUGGCACAGAAUCGUGAGAAAAAGAGGAGAGGAUCCUUUUGAUUGUAUGUGGCAGGCAAUCAAAAAUAUAUAUCCAAUAAAGGAAUGCAAUUUA